CCCAUUAAAGGAAAAAAAAAAGCUAUCAAUUCCGACCAAACCAAAGCUUGAACUAAGCAACGACAAACAGAUUACUUGUAUUGUCGGAUAAUCAAACGUCAACGUAUUUCCUUCUUCUACAUUCCUCUCCUUCUCUCUUACCCCAAUUUUCUUCUUUCUUUGUCUGAAAAUAUUUACAAAGGAAGCGAAGAAGCUUGAGACGACGUCGUAGAGAACCAUGUCUUACGACUAUCUUUUCAAGUACAUAAUCAUCGGUGACACUGGCGUUGGAAAAUCAUGUUUGCUCUUGCAGUUUACAGACAAGAGAUUCCAACCAGUUCAUGAUCUAACCAUCGGUGUUGAAUUUGGUGCUCGGAUGGUCACCAUUGAUGGCAGACCCAUCAAGCUUCAAAUUUGGGAUACUGCCGGGCAAGAAUCCUUCAGGUCCAUCACCAGAUCUUACUACAGAGGAGCAGCAGGAGCACUUCUGGUCUAUGAUAUUACUAGGAGAGAGACAUUUAAUCAUCUAGCAAGUUGGUUGGAGGAUGCUCGACAGCAUGCAAAUCCCAACAUGACAACCAUGCUCAUUGGAAACAAGUGUGAUCUUUCUCACCGGAGAGCUGUUAGCAAAGAAGAGGGUGAACAGUUUGCAAAGGAAAAUGGACUUUUAUUCUUGGAAGCAUCUGCAAGAACGGCUCAAAAUGUUGAGGAGGCCUUCACAAGGACUGCCGCAAAGAUCCUUCAGAACAUCCAGGAAGGAGUCUUUGAUGUAUCCAAUGAGUCAUCAGGUAUCAAGAUCGGCUAUGGACGUGCCCAAGGGCCAUCAGGUGCAAGAGAUGGAGCUGUCUCUCAGAGAGGUGGCUGUUGUGGUUAAUAGGAAUGGAAACAAUCUGUGCCUUUAUUUCUACAUCACAUUGCUUUGAUGAACACAUCCUUUAAGUUGUUGAAUUAAGAACACUGAAUGUAAAAAACUAGUCUUUUCUUUUUCUUUGUUCCGAACUUGGAAUUUAUAUGUUACCACAUUUUAAUUUAAGCCGAGCCAUUUGCACAGUCAUAUAUAAAACGAUUGCUAUCCCUUUAUGUUUUCCA
Molecule: messenger RNA, 1068 nt
Organism: Durio zibethinus
Lineage: Eukaryota; Viridiplantae; Streptophyta; Magnoliopsida; Malvales; Malvaceae
Product: ras-related protein RABB1b-like
Molecular function (GO): GTP binding; GTPase activity
Source: RefSeq, a predicted model, not a curated record